Kogia breviceps (pygmy sperm whale) is the source of this 1008-nucleotide messenger RNA. The record is from RefSeq and is a predicted model, not a curated record. Lineage: Eukaryota; Metazoa; Chordata; Mammalia; Artiodactyla; Physeteridae.
AUGCAGGUGUGCUUAAUGCUACCACAGUGGCAGAACGCGUUUGCCCUUCAGAAGGGAUCUUGUGGCACAGGCUUGGUUGACAGCAGCGUUUGCCUGCUACUUCUGCGUCUAGUCAGUAGAGAUCUUCACCUUAGUGGGAAUACGGGUUCAAAUAGAGCCAUUGGGGCCAGUGAAGGGGUCCUGAUUUGGCUAGAAGAGGAUAACGGUAGCAUCAGCGUUUUUACAUUAACAGUGAUAGAAGCUGGGCAGGGACGCAGGCCUGCUGUGAUCCGUGGUUCUCCGGCAUUGUGGCUGGCAGACGAUGAUCACCAAGACACUAGUCAAGACCGUAGUCUGCCCAAAGUGGUUGGGCAGAGAGAGGAACGUGGAAGUGACUUGUCUCUGCUCUCUGGAGAGGCACGAGGACUUCUGUGUUACAAGGUUUGUGUGCUGGAGAGGCAAAUAUUUGACUUCCUUGGAUAUCAGUGGGCACCUAUCCUGGCAAAUUUUGUACAUAUUAUUAUCGUCAUUCUUGGUUUAUUUGGAACUAUUCAAUAUAGACCUCGUUACAUAACAGGAUAUGCUGUCUGGCUAGUCCUCUGGGUUACGUGGAAUGUGUUUGUUAUCUGCUUCUAUUUGGAGGCUGGGGACCUCUCAAAGGAAACAGACCUUAUCCUGACUUUUAAUAUUUCAAUGCACCGAUCUUGGUGGAUGGAGAAUGGACCAGGAUGUACGGUGACAUCAGUGACACCUGCCCCAGACUGGGCCCCAGAAGACCAUCGCUACAUCACGGUCUCAGGGUGUUUUCUGGAGUACCAGUACAUAGAAGUGGCCCACAGUUCCCUCCAGAUUGUCCUCGCACUGGCAGGGUUCAUCUACGCCUGUUAUGUUGUGAAAUGUAUAACUGAAGAAGAGGACAGCUUUGAUUUCAUAGGUGGCUUUGACUCUUAUGGCUAUCAGGGGCCUCAGAAGACAUCUCAUUUACAGCUACAGCCUAUGUACAUGCAAAUUCCCUUGGAUAACAACUGA